AUGGCUGAAGAGCCAAGAAGACUGAUUCAAAAUAAUCUAUUUCAUGGUCUACCCAAUGAAGACCCUUAUUUGGCCACCUAUAUAGAGAUAUGCAAUACUAUCAGGCUGGCGGGUGUGCCUGCGGAGGCAAUCAAGUUGAGUCUAUUCUUAUUUUCUUUAGCUAGAGAAGCUAAAAGAUGGCUUCAUUCUAUUAAAGGAAACAGUCUAAAGUCAUGGGAUGAAGUGGUAGAAAAGUUCUUAAAGAAGUAUUUCCCUGAAUCGAAGACUGCAGAAGGCAAAGCUGCUAUCUCUUCCUUCCACCAGUUUCCAGAUGAAUCGUUGUGUGAGGCACUUGAAAGAUUCAGAGGUUUAUUGCGGAAGACUCCCACUCACGGUUUUUCAGAACCAAUAGAGCUCAACAUAUUCAUAGAUGGGCUGAGACCACAAUCUAAGCAGCUCUUGGAUGCUUCAGCUGGGGGAUGUACAAUUUGUGGUGGAGCUCAUGCAUCUGGAUGUUGUAUCCCUCAUGAAGAGCAAAUUGCACAUGAAGUUAAUUAUAUGGGGAAUCAGCCCAGAGGCAACUUCAAUACAAGUGGAUUUCCAGGAUUUCAGAACAACCAGUAG
Messenger RNA from Glycine soja, 603 nucleotides. RefSeq lists its product as uncharacterized. The record is from RefSeq and is a predicted model, not a curated record. The coding region runs from base 1 to 603 and encodes 200 amino acids. The transcript has 3 exons. Lineage: Eukaryota; Viridiplantae; Streptophyta; Magnoliopsida; Fabales; Fabaceae.